CCGGGAGUCUUGGUGUAACGUUGGCAGCAGCAGGUGAAGCGGAAUAGAGAACGCGGCGAGAGGAGCAAGUGAAGGGAUUCCUGCUGUCUCCAGAAUCCUGCUCUGCCCUGAUAAGGGCAGGCUUUUCCGUGAGAGCGCUGAAUAUUUCAUCUUAUGGACGUAUCACAGUUUGUUUAUCCAUAUACCUAAUGAAGGGCACCUUGGUUGCUUCGAAGUUUUGGCAAUUAUGAAUGAAGUUGUCAUAAACAUUCAGAUGCGGGUCUUUGUGUGGACGAUUUCAGUUUGUUGAAAUGAGCAGUCGUAAAUCAAAGAGUAACAACUUAAUACAAGCAGAAUACCUUUCACAGGCACAAAGAAUUUUACGGGAAAGAUUUUGUCAUCAGAGUCCACAUAGUAACCUAUUUGGAGUACAAGUACAAUAUAAACACUUAAUUGAGCUGCUAAAAAGAACUGCUAUUCAUGGAGAAAGUAAUUCUGUUCUCAUUAUUGGACCCCGAGGAUCAGGAAAGACCAUGUUAAUAAACCAUGCUUUGAAAGAACUAAUGGAAGUAGAAGAAGUGAGUGAAAAUGUAUUACAAGUUCACUUAAAUGGACUGCUGCAGAUCAAUGAUAAAAUUGCCUUAAAGGAAAUCACAAGGCAGUUAAAUCUGGAAAAUGUAGUUGGAGAUAAAGUUUUUGGAAGCUUUGCCGAAAACCUUUCAUUUCUUCUGGAAGCUUUAAAAAAAGGUGACCGGACUAGUAGUUGCCCAGUGAUCUUCAUAUUAGAUGAAUUUGAUCUUUUUGCUCAUCAUAAAAACCAAACACUCCUCUAUAAUCUUUUUGACAUUUCUCAGUCUGCACAGACUCCGGUAGCAGUUAUUGGUCUUACAUGUAGAUUGGAUAUUUUGGAACUCUUAGAAAAGAGAGUGAAGUCACGAUUUUCCCACCGGCAGAUACACUUAAUGAAUUCAUUUGGUUUUCCACAGUAUCUUAAAAUAUUUAAAGAACAAUUAUCUCUACCUGCAGUAUUUCCAGGCAAGAUUUUUGCUGAGAAGUGGAAUGAAAAUGUUCAGAGUCUCUCAGAAGAUAGGAAUGUGCGAGACGUGCUGCAGAAGCAUUUCAAUGUCAGCAAAAGCCUGCGGUCAUUACACACGCUACUGAUGCUUGCUUUAAAUCGUGUAACACCAUCACACCCAUUUAUGACUGCAGCAGAUCUGAUGGAGGCAAACCAGCUGUGUAGCAUGGACUCUAAAGCAAAUAUUGUACAUGGUCUGUCAGUCUUGGAAAUCUGUCUUAUCAUAGCAAUGAAACAUUUAAAUGACAUCUAUGAAGAGGAACCCUUUAAUUUUCAAAUGGUUUAUAAUGAGUUUCAGAAGUUUGUUCAAAGGAAGGCCCAUUCUGUUUAUAAUUUUGAGAAACCUGUUGUCAUGAAGGCCUUUGAACAUUUACAACAAUUAGAAUUAAUAAGGCCCAUGGAAAGAACAUCAGUAAAUGCACAGAGGGAGUACCAGCUGAUGAAACUACUUUUGGAUAAUACGCAAAUUAUGAAUGCUUUGCAAAAAUACCCUAACUGUCCUACAGAUGUUAGGCAGUGGGCAACAUCCUCCCUAAGCUGGUUAUGAAUAUAACCAUGGCUUCAGUUGUGGAGUUUCAGGCAUACUUCUCUAAAGAAUGUUGUCCUUCAACAAGAUAUGUUAUUACAUUUUCUUAUAUUUAUAAAAAUGUAUUUUUGUAUUUAUGGGAGACUGUUACACAUGUAGCAUUAUGGCUGUGCCUUGCCUUUGAAUCACGGCACAUGAGCAGUUACAUGAUUUAUAAUUCCAGUAAUUUAGAUUAUGUUGUAGGUAGUUGUUCAAAAAAAUAAAUAUGACUAUUUUAGGGAUUGAAUCAUAUGCUUAUUUAACACUUGUGAAGUAUUUAUGUGGUACAUUUGAAGAGUUCAUUUCAACCCAGCAGCCAGAUGUUUUUACAAACCUUAAACAAAGCAGUAAAGAAACAAUGGUAAGAGUUGAGGUGUAAUGAGUAAUCUUUUGGUCCUUUGGGAGGUGCUGCAGUUUUUCUGUAUUCAUGGAAAUUUGGGAUUCUGUCCCAGACCCACGUCUUCUAGUUCAGGAGACUGAUCAGUUUGGCUAGAAGAUGGUUUACACGGAAGAAAAAAGCAAAAGGUUUGACCAUUUUCUUCCAGGCUUCUUAUAAUAUGGUACUCAUACCAUCUACAGAAGAAUCUUUUGUAGCAUGUUUUAAAAUGCAGAUUCUGGGGCCUGUUCUAGGGACUAGCAUUUGUCUUUCUGACACAGGCAGUUUAGGGGAUCCUGUGAACCCACCCCCACAGAUAAUGGAAAGCGUAUGACGGUGCUAACUAAACCUGCUUGUAUCAAAAUGUGGAGCCCUAGGAGGGAGGAACGUGGGAAUGGCAAAGCAUCAGGAAUCCAUGAACUAAUGCUGGUAUAUGUUUAAAAUGAAAUUUAGUAAGCAUU
Messenger RNA from Lagenorhynchus albirostris (white-beaked dolphin), 2456 nucleotides. RefSeq names its product origin recognition complex subunit 4 (gene ORC4). Bases 291 to 1601 code for a protein of 436 amino acids. Gene Ontology annotation, biological process: DNA replication; DNA replication initiation. The transcript is spliced from 15 exons. Gene Ontology annotation, cellular component: nuclear origin of replication recognition complex; nucleus. NCBI's taxonomy places the organism in Eukaryota, Metazoa, Chordata, Mammalia, Artiodactyla, Delphinidae. Gene Ontology annotation, molecular function: DNA replication origin binding; ATP hydrolysis activity; ATP binding. The record is from RefSeq and is a predicted model, not a curated record.